This is a messenger RNA of Carassius carassius (crucian carp), 505 nucleotides long. Its product is annotated as cocaine- and amphetamine-regulated transcript protein-like. The record is from RefSeq and is a predicted model, not a curated record. Gene Ontology annotation, molecular function: neuropeptide hormone activity. Gene Ontology annotation, biological process: negative regulation of appetite; adult feeding behavior; positive regulation of MAPK cascade. The coding region runs from base 14 to 397 and encodes 127 amino acids. Lineage: Eukaryota; Metazoa; Chordata; Actinopteri; Cypriniformes; Cyprinidae. The transcript is spliced from 3 exons.
AUAAGAGCUUGAGAUGGUCCUUCUUCUGUUACUCGAGAAGACGUCUGUCUCAGAUCAAGUCCUGUUCCUCGACACGAUGGUCAGUGAUCGGAUCUUUCUUCUAACCCUAACCUGCUCCGUCUUAAUGCUACUAGUUAGUUGUGAUGACUUCCUACAGAUCCGCUCCCCAGACGAUGACAUGAAGGCUCAGGAGGAGAAAGAGCUGAUUGAAGCUCUUCAGGAAGUUCUCAUAAAACUGAGGAACAAACAGAUUCCCACUGCAGAGAAGAGGUUUGGCUGGGUCUCCUCGUGUGGUGCGGGUGAGCAGUGUGCGGUUCGUAAAGGCGCUCGCUUCGGGAAGCUGUGCAGCUGUCCAGGAGGAACCAGCUGCAGCUUCUCCAUCCUCCAGUGUCUGUGAAAACAUGCCUCAGUGUCACAGUGCUGCCUUUUACUCUACCUACUGAUGCUUGUUGUUUCCUCAUCACUGCUGUAACAUGUUUUAUGAAUGCAAACUGACACAUCAAAU